Messenger RNA from Prunus avium (sweet cherry), 456 nucleotides. The record is from RefSeq and is a predicted model, not a curated record. Lineage: Eukaryota; Viridiplantae; Streptophyta; Magnoliopsida; Rosales; Rosaceae.
AUGGAUUGGGAAGAAUUCUUGGCACUCUUUUACAAGAAGUACUUUCCUGAUACUGUCAAGGAGGAGUUACAAAUGGAAUUCAUAAACUUGACACAAGGGACCAUGACCGUGAGGGAGUAUGAGGCACGGUUUGCUGAGUUGUCUCGUUUUGCAAACCCUCUGAGUGAGUUGCAACUAACCCAGAAGUUUCAAAGGGGUUUGAAUGCUUAUGUGAAGAAGAUGGGGACUGGUUUCCGCCAUACGAAAUUGGUGGAUGUGGUGGAGUGUGCAAACUCUAUUGAAGCAAAUAAUAAUGAGUUUAAGAAGAGUCUGGAUGUCAAGAGAGACGUCAAGGGGAAAGGAAAGGCACAAGCACAGAGUAGCACUAUUGGGAGUCAGGGAGGUGUUGGUAAGAAGCAGAGGAUGGGGUACCUGACUGUGAUAAAAAAUGAUGCACAUGCUAACAAGUCAUGGUAA